UACAAAUAUUGACGUCAUCGCCAGAAGCACUCGCCAUUUGCAAUCAAACAGAGGAAGGAAGAACGGACAGGGAGGCAAAUGGUUCCUAAUUAUGAACAUUAUGGACGUGUGAUCAUUCCAUUUAUGUAAAAGGACGUAUAAUUAUUUGUGAGUCAAGAUGGAGAACGAAGUUAUCAACGACUACAAGUCAUCUCUCGUGGAUUUGACGUGCAACAGCAAGCCGUUGAUCAACAUGCUGACCAUGCUGGCGGAAGAAAACGAGCAAUAUGCGUCGCACAUUGUCGAAGUGAUCGAAACGCAUAUAAAUCAGGCGAAUGAAAAGAAGAAACUACCGUCACUGUAUCUUGUAGACUCCAUUGUCAAGAACUUGCCCAAGACAACCUACCCAAGUCUUUUCUCGCACAACAUUGCUUCUGUAUUCAGUGGCAUGUUUGAAAAGGUGGAUGAGAAAACAAGACAAUGUAUGUUCAAAGUACGACAGACGUGGAACGAAAUAUUUCCAAACAGGAAACUAUAUGCCAUAGACGUACGAGUGAAUCUUUUGGACCCAGCCUGGCCUAUUACUGCACAGCCUCCUGUUGAAAAUAGUAUCCAUGUCAACCCGAAGUUCCUGGCAGCAAAGCAACAGAAGGAAGAGGAGAUUUUGGACGAUGAUGAUCUCAUCAUCCACGAUACAGUUACUGAGGAACAGGAAGCCCUGAUGCGACAACAACUCAUCGCUAAGCAACAGGAACUGCUGAAACUGCAGCAACAGCGUUUAGAACUAGAACUGAAGGAGACAAAGGCCAAACUUGAUCAACAAAAACAGGUGAAUGCUGGUAAAUCCAGUCAAAUGGAAACAGAAGAAUCAGCCAUGAGUUCAUCGGAUAAAUUGGAUCUUCCGAUUCUUUCUACAUCCAAACCUGCUACAGAGACCACCAAACCACCUCCUGUGACUACAAGUGCUCCUAGUCGACCGACCACUCGGGACCCUCGUCUUGCAUCCAGAGAUCCUCGUUCUGGCAACAGAGACCCUCGUCUCAAAGGAAAGAGUGUUACUGAAUCUAGACCACCUCCAGUGUCAAAGCCAGAAAGUAGUCCUACACUCGCUGAGAAUUCUGAACUGGCCUCAGUUCCCACCUCAAUAGUUGUGCCCACUUCUCUGAUGGCAUACCCACCACCUCCCUUACCCAAUAUGAUGCCACCUACUGGUAUGAUGCCACCUGGAAUGAUGCCAGGCUACAUGCCACCAGUGAUGAAUAUGCAGCCACAGACAAAUCUCCUACCUCCAGCAGGUGCUCCAGGACGAACUGUAAUGCUACCAGGCAUGCUACCUUUCCCAAUGCCGACUGCUCGUAUGGGUAUACCAGUCCCCCCACCGCAGGUAGUUAAUGUCAACAAUCAGGCUAUUCCUAAAAAUGACAUGCCAGUUUCUAAGUCUAGUAACGACAAGUCGACUCAUGAAAAAUCAAACGGUAAAGUGAGUAAGAGCUCAUCAUCUCAACACUUGUCACAGAAAUCAUCCACAGACCACAAGUCUAAGGAUGUGAAGGACAAUUCAAGGUCAAGUCGCGACACGCGUGCCGACCGUAAACACAGUGAUAAACGUGACAGCAGCAGUGCUAGUGCUAAAAGUAGUCGACAUUCCGAUUCCAAACGCUCCUCAGUGGAAAAAGACCGUGAUCAAAAAGACAACAAAGACAUAAAGGAACGUAAGUCAUCGUCGUCAUCUAGUCGUCGUGAAAGUCCCAGAUCAAGCUACAGUAAUUCAAAAGAGGAAAAGGUAAAAACAAGAAGUGACACUAAAAGUGAAUCAAAGUCUAAAAAGAGUGACAAGGACGAUAGUUCCCGACAUAAGAGGAGUAGUAGAGAUUCAGAUGAAGACAGUAAGAAGAGUAAUCGUAGUGAUGACUCAGAUGAUCGGAGACGCGAAAGCACACGCUCAACACGCAGCUCAAAAGCCAGAACGAGAUCUAGAUCACCAGUGAAAUCCAAAUCUCCCGAGUCGAAAAAGUCAAAAAGUAAAUCGAAGGAGAAAUCUGAUAAGGCAGACAAAACUGACAAAAAAACUACAAAGGAAGAAAGUAAGAAGUCAUCCACGAAAAACAGUAAAAAGACGGAGAAAGAGUCCAAGGAUAAGACAGUAGAGAAUGAAAAAAGUGAAGCUGUGAAAGUUAAAGAAGAGCCUGUUGAGAUAGAUACAGAUGAUAGACUGUCGGCCAAGGUAGAUCAGAUUCAGGAGAUAAAAGUAGAAAAAAUGGAGGAACCAGUUGUUGAGCCAACUGGACAGGAUGUGCCAAACGUUGCCACAGUUGAGGAAAUGGAUGUUGAUGAUAGACAGACUCACCCUCCUCAGGCUCCAGAAAGCCUGAAACGUGAACAUGAAGACAAAAAGGAGAAGAGUGAUGCUACAGAGGAGGGCCCAAGCUCAAGUAAGAAACCACGUCUGGAGGAGGAGACGGAACUCAACUCCGCCAAGGUGAUGGAUGAGGAUAUCAGUUCUUUGUUUGGUUCUGAAGAUCAAGACUACAGAAGCCAAAGGGAUGCCCCUGGUCCUCCGUUGAAAAGUCCCUUCCAUGAUAAAUGGAUGAAGUUUCGAGAAAAUCAUCCUGGCGACUUCAAGUAUGAGCUGGACCUCCAGAAGGGUAGAGAUUUGGCUGCCCAUGACGUGGACCACCGAAGAACUAGCUCGGAGUCCGAUACUCUGAAGGAUGUGGAUCAUAGACACGAAGUUCCUCAGGAUAUCGAUCUUCGAUCAUCAACCGCUCGUAAAAGCAUGGACCAGGACGCAAGAGAUUUUGAUAGUCGACCCCAUGCUAAACCUGUCCAUAUACCUGCAGCCCUGCAACUAGAUCAUCGGGAAGAGAUUCUUGAACAGAUCGAGCAGCGGCGACGGUCCGGUGAUCUGAGUCAUGAUAUGCACCAGGAAUUGCUUCACCAACUAUCGCGGUUGGAUAAUGUACAACGUCAGCAAGACCGACUCGAUUAUCCCAACAAUCCUCAGGGGUCUACCAGUCCGAUCCGUGAUACAGACCGCCGUGGUAGAGAUGCAUGGCAGUACAGGUCGCCACUCAAAGACCCGCCCCAGAGCAGAUCUUACGAUGGAAGGCCAGAUUUCCAAAGAACCAAUAGAUACAGAGACGGGCCCCUGAAGGACUUUGACAAUAGGCACGGACCAGAUAGGAACUUUGAGAGGAGACGAACACCUCCGUUAGACCACCCUGGUCCUUUGCGUGAUAGAAAUCCAAGAGACCUUGAUAAUCGACAUGGUCCUGAUUUUGACGACAGACGCAGACCUCCUCAUAACAUGGAUGGACCCAACAGAGACUUUGACAACAGGCUUGGACAAACAAAUGAUUAUGAUAGACGACAUGAACCUCCAAUGGUCAACAGACCGCCAAGGGACUGGCAGGGACCAGAUGACCGACUGAGGUCCGGACCAGGUCGGGGUAGAGAUUGGAAUUAUAAUGAAAAUGAAGGUCGGGGCUGGCACAAUCGAGGUCACUGGAAGGAUAACCCUGGCUUUAGAGAUGAUGGCCCUCCAGGACGUUACCAUGACCAUCGGCCGCGAUUUAACCAUGAUGAACGUGGACCACCAGAUGGGCCUCAUGGCAGGAAUGGACCAUUUAAUGACAGAGGGCCACACAUGGGUCCACCAAGACAUGAAGGACCAAUUAAGCGGGACCCAUUCAUCAAACGUCAGCAGUCAACAGAUCCUAGAUGGAGGAGGAUUGUGGGAUAUAAUGGACCAGAUGAAAAUGAAGAGUUUGUAAUUGAUGGACGGCCAUAUGGAAUCGCUGUUGGGCAACCAGCAAGAAAAAUACGUGUGGCAGGGCGGGCUAUCGAGGUCUUCGCUGAUCCAAAUGAACGGGCAAUACGUGUUGAUGGUUCCAUUGUGUACAGGUUUGGAGAUAUGGUUAGAGAAGUGAACAUUGGCCGUAUGACACUCAAAAUGUUCUAUCACGGCCUGCCACGCUCCAUCUGGAUCGACGGUGUCAUGAGGGAACUGCGUGUUGAUGCACCACCGAAAAUCAUCAACAUUAAGGAUAAGGAGCAUACGAUACGCAUCGAUGGGCGUGAUCUGAUGAUCCUUAUAGACAAUAAAGAAAUGGGAGUAUUGGGUGGGCCGCCCAGGUACACCUUUAUUGACAAUAACCGCUGCGAGUUCAGGUUCGAUCCCCCACCUCGUAAGAUCUUGAUCGAUGGCACAAUGUGUGAACUGAAGUUAGACAGAGCUAUUCCCUGUAUUGUCAUCAACAACAAGAAAAGGGGAAUACGCUUUGACGGCCCCCCGCGGGAGAUUAUUGUUGACAACAUCAAUUACGUUGUGCCCGUGGAUGAUUGUGUGAAAAUUCGCAUCAAUAACAAACCUCAUUACUUGGCCUUUGGAGGGCCAGCUCACGAAGUGAUAUUAGAUGGCAAAUGGUUUGAGGUGAAAUUUGAUGGGCCAGCUAAAGAGAUUUCCUUAGGAAACCGUCUUAUAUAUGUAAGAUUAGUAGGUCCUCCACCAGAAGUAAAAAUUUUAGAUGAAAUAAUUGAUGAGCCGGAAUCUGUUCCUAUGCGACAUGAGGGCGCUCAGCCAAUGCAAAAUGGCCCUCCGCAACCCAUGCAGACUUCCGGACCUGGACAACCACAAGUGAUGAUGAUGGGCGGUCCGAUGGAGCCACAGCCAUUGAUGCAAGGAAUGGUUCAGCCAGGGCAGGUGAUGAUGAACCCCAUGCCACAACAGCCAGUAAUGUCCGCACCAGGGCAACCAGCAUUCAGCGGUGUGAUGUCACAGAAUCCGAUGGUACCCACACAAAUCCCAGGUAUAAUGCCCGCUGUGUCUGGAGCUGUUAACACUGGCUUCCCUAAUCAGGCACCAGCCCAACAAGCAUCAGGUAACCAGAUGAACAUCAACUCGCUGCUUCAGCGACUCAUGGCUGCCGGUAUCAUCCCAGCCAAGGACAGUGGAGAGAAAAAAGACACCACCGAAACACCCGAACCCCCUAAACCACCAGAGAUUCAGACCGGGAAAAACGUCAAUCCUAAGGCAGUCAAGAAAGACAACUUCAUUAAGCCAGUAUUCAAGCAAGUGAAGAUAAAAGAUGUACCGGAUCUCACAGAACUGAAGACAGACAAACUGAAAAAGUUUCACGAGGGAGUCAUACAGUGUCUGUUCUCGGGUAUCCAGUGCUCGGCGUGUGGUCAGCGUUUCUCUGCUCAACAGACAGAGAGAUACAGGGAGCAUCUAGACUGGCACUUCCGACAGAACCGCCGAGACAAAGAUGACGCCAAGGUGACCAAGUACAGGCGCUGGUACUAUGAUGUGUCGGAUUGGAUAACAUAUGAAGAAAUAGAUGAAUCUGAAGAUAAAGGUCGCAGUAACGUGUUUGAGAAGAUGAUAGCUACAGCUAAUGCACCCAGUGCUUCAAGUGUUCCACAGGAAACUGUUGUAAAUGUCCCAGAGGGAUCAGCGAUCAUCCACUGCCCUCCAGCUACUGGGGAGGAGAAAGGCGAUAUGUGCGAGAUUUGUAGAGACCCAUUUGAACAGUUCUGGAAUGAAGACCAAGAGGAGUGGCAUCUGAGGGAUGCCAUUCGUGUGGAAAAUAAGACGUACCAUCCCAUCUGUUAUGAAGAUGAAAAAGAGGGCAGUAUACUGGAACCCACCCCUACCCCAGUCAAGGCUCCUUUGGAGAAUCCAUUGACAAAACAGAUCAAAGAGGAGGAGGCAAACCCGAUCAUUCUUCAGAUCCGACAGGAGCUGGGCGAGCUGCCCAUCUCUGCUAUCGACAUGAGUAAGGUCAAGGUGAACAAAACCAAGCUGUUUGUUCCAGAAGAUGACGAGGAGGAGGAGCCAGCUCCAGCAGCUGAAGUUCAGAAGGAGGCUGUCCAGGAAAGGGACAAUGAGGAGGACGAAGCAGAGACGGACAGUGUUAUGAAGAUCAUCAAGUCUGUGGUGAAAACUGAGCCUGGGCUAUGACACGUGUCAGAACCAUGAUCUCUUCAUCAAUGUCAUCUUGUACUGGUCAUAAUUGGCGUAAAUACGGUCCCCCCACCAACGAUUUUUACGAGACUUUUAAAAGACAAAAGAAUGUUGUGUGAUCAAAGGCAAUGUCCUUUCUAGGUACAGCACUGUCCAGUUUUAUCGUGCUACUAGUCAGUCCAUAUUGCUGGUCAGUCUAUCUCUGGUCAGUUCAUCAUCCAGUCAUUGUUUUGCAACAACAGAUAUGGGUUUGGAACUUUGUUGAAAUAUUUUGUUUUGAAUAUAUAAAGGCACUCCAUUCUGUUGGUUCUGCAUCCAUCCAUCCAUCCACCUCACUCCAAAGCAUUUUGUGAUAAAAUGGCCUUAUUUCUCUGCUGUACGGGUAAAAAAACCAUUUCAAGGUCAUUCAAGGUUUUGUGUACGGCAGAUUUUGUAUUUUUAUUUUAAUAGUCAUCGAUAAUUUGGUAAAUAUUAAUUUAUUUCGUUAUCACCAACACAGGAAAAAAUAUAUCUGCACUAGCCCAUAGGCUUUGAUUCUUGGGACUUAAUGUGGAUAUAACAAUUUUCUGCACCAGUUCCCGAGGAAAUGGGAUUUCAUCCCAUCUAAGGCAGCGUUCAAUGUUUCUUUCACUGUAAUGUGCAGAAAGCAAGUUUUGUGAGUUAUGAACUCUUUAAUUUAUUCCUUUCUCAUAAACCUAUUUUGUGAGAUGUAUUUUUAUGAAGUAAAUAUUCUGUAUAAAACUUUGUGUAAAUGUGCUGUACAUAUAUAUAUGAUAUUUUUUUAUGUUGCGGAAUUAAGUUUUUCCGACUAUAGUUCCUGAUUUUAAGUGCUUUUUGGUGUACAUUAUACCAAGUGCAAUGUCUAAUGACAAAUAUUAACUCUAAACAAACAAGCUCAGUGGUGACAUAUUUUUUCCCCAAGAAAUGGUAAAAAAAAUUAUGCUAAAUUGAGAAAAGUGUUGAAAACUCUCUGCAGUUCUAGGUAGAUUUUGUUGCAGUUGUUUUGUAAUAUAAGUAAUAUUGUUUUGUUUUUGUUUUGAUAUAUAAUUAUGGUUUAAAAAGGAUUGCAGGGAGUUAUUUACAAAAAAUGAUCUUUCGGGUUUUCUACCUCCAGAAAUGUUACCAAUUUUAUUGAACUCGUGGUGUGCAUGAUGUCAUUUAUAUUCUCAUCAAAUGGAAAACUUGAUAUAUAUACUUAGUGGUGGGCCGAUGAUAGAAAAUAAUUGAGAAUUAUCUUGGGGAGGCGGGGGAUAAAACUGAUCAUCAAUGACUUUGACAUCGAUGAUUUUGAAAAGAAAAUUAAUCCAAAAUUUCUGGAAUGUUCAUAAAUCUUUGGCUUUGAGUAUUUUUGUAGUGUUACUGGACCAAGAAGCAGUAGAUCUUAUAUCCUAGUGAUAUGUUUCCAUUGGUCUUUUA
This is a messenger RNA of Pecten maximus, 7360 nucleotides long. Its product is annotated as pre-mRNA cleavage complex 2 protein Pcf11-like. Bases 158 to 5941 code for a protein of 1927 amino acids. Gene Ontology annotation, biological process: termination of RNA polymerase II transcription. Gene Ontology annotation, molecular function: mRNA binding; RNA polymerase II complex binding. The record is from RefSeq and is a predicted model, not a curated record. Lineage: Eukaryota; Metazoa; Mollusca; Bivalvia; Pectinida; Pectinidae. Gene Ontology annotation, cellular component: mRNA cleavage factor complex; cytoplasm. The transcript has 15 exons.